Messenger RNA from Plenodomus lingam JN3, 1218 nucleotides. RefSeq lists its product as uncharacterized. NCBI's taxonomy places the organism in Eukaryota, Fungi, Ascomycota, Dothideomycetes, Pleosporales, Leptosphaeriaceae. Gene Ontology annotation, molecular function: oxidoreductase activity; zinc ion binding. The record is from RefSeq and is a predicted model, not a curated record.
AUGUCUCUACGGAAACAAGAAGAGUUUUGGACCAUCUCGCGUCUCUUCGUUUCGUUCCGUUCAUCCUCUGACCACUCUCUACUCCUUUUUGCCUCCGACCAGAUCACCAAGUUCAUUAUGAGCGACGGAACGAUGAAGGCAGUCGUCUUCAAGGGGCCUGGCAAGGUAGUCCUCGAAGACCGACCGAUUCCAAAGAUCAAAGAGCCAACCGACAUCAUCGUCAAAGUCGACAAACCAAUCAUUCAAUCCUCAUCACUCCAGAUGAGAAUAACACCUCUCACCAGUGAGCUCCAUGUUUUCCGCGGCCACCAACCCUCCCCGACGAAUUUCAUCAUGGGCCACGAAUUUACUGGCCAUGUCCACGAAAUCGGGUCUUUGAUCAAAAACUUCAAGAUUGGCGACUUGGUAGUCAGCCCCUUUACCCUCUCCUGCGGCGAAUGCUUCUACUGCAAACAUGGCUACUCGUCUCGUUGCACCAAGAGCUUGCUCUUCGGCUCUACAGCCAUGGAUGGCGGUCAAGCAGAAUAUGUCCGCGUGCCCCUUGCUGAUUCGACCGCUGUCAUUGCACCCUCGGGAAUUAAGAGUGAGGCUUUAGUCCUCAUGGCGGACAUCUUCCCCACAGGCAUGUUUGCAGCCAAGAACGCAUUCACACACUCGACGCCCGAGGAGAUCAAGGAAAGUGUCGUUGUACUCAUCGGCUGUGGCCCAGUGGCUCUCUGUGCCUUGGUCAACCUCACAGACUACCAACCAAAGCAUAUCCUGGCCGUAGACUCGGUGCCUUCGCGCCUCGAACUCGCAAAGUCUCUUGGUGCGGAACCGUGGAACUUCAUGACGGAUCGUGCGGGGCUUGAUGCACGCGUCAAAGAGCUGACGGAAGGUCGUGGCGCAGAUGCCAUUGUUGAGGUUGUAGGCUUGCCACCUGCGCUCAGAAUGGGAUAUGAGCUCGUGAGGCCAUGGGGUGUUGUCAGUUCAGUGGGUGUGCACAACGGGGAGAUUCCCUGGACGGGCAAUGAGGCGUAUGGCAAGAACAUUAGAGUGCAAAUGGGGCGAUGUCCUGUGAGGAGUGUGUUCGAGGAGGCAUUGGAGAGUCUGAAGCGACAUCAGGACAAGCUGAGCUUCAUGGCGGACAGGAUUAUGCCGUUGAGUGAGGCGGUUGAAGGGUAUGAUCUCUUUGACAAGAUGAAGGCGCAGAAGGUGGUGUUUGAUGCGAGGAAGUAA